AUGGAACUGAUAGACGGUCUGUGUGAGUUGGAGAGUCUCGGCGCCAAUCAUCAUCAUGGGAUCAUCGCUCUCUCCACUGACAGCUUUACUCCUCAUCAUCACGAUCAGCAACAACCUCAAGUCCCUGCAGCUAUGAACUUCAACACAUAUCAUGGUCCUGAUAUUCACAGGUUCUCUAAUUCUCAUGAUCGAUAUGAUCAUCAUCAUGUCCUUAUCGCUCAAUCAACAGCAACAGAUUUCGGCGAACAAGGGGAAAAGGAAAAGCCAUUGGGAGGAAGAAAGAGGAAGAGAAACAAUACUGCUGACAAAGAUAUGAGCAAACUAAAAGAGGUCAUUCAUGUGAGAGCUAAGCGAGGUCAAGCUACUGAUAGCCACAGUUUGGCAGAAAGGGUAAGAAGAGAAAAAAUAAAUGAGAGACUGAGAUGCCUGCAAAAUCUUGUUCCAGGGUGCUAUAAGACAAUGGGAAUGGCUGUUAUGUUGGAUGUGGUAAUCAGUUACGUUCAGUCGCUGCAAAAUCAAAUUGAGUUUCUCUCUAUGAAACUUUCUGCAGCAAGCGCGUAUUAUGAUUUCAAUUCACCAGGUCAUGCAGACCCAGUUGACACAAUGCAGGGGACAAAUGCAUAUGAAGUACAAGAGAAUAUGGAGAGAUCGGAGCAAGGGUAUGGAGGAGGACUUUCUUUUAGCCAAUCAACAGCACCAUGGCCUCUUUGA
Molecule: messenger RNA, 711 nt
Organism: Argentina anserina (silverweed cinquefoil)
Lineage: Eukaryota; Viridiplantae; Streptophyta; Magnoliopsida; Rosales; Rosaceae
Product: transcription factor bHLH75-like
Exons: 6
Coding region: 1-711 (236 amino acids)
Biological process (GO): regulation of DNA-templated transcription
Cellular component (GO): nucleus
Molecular function (GO): DNA-binding transcription factor activity; protein dimerization activity
Source: RefSeq, a predicted model, not a curated record